AUGGAUAUAUUUGGUAUACUAAGAAGAUUACCAGAAAUUGUUGCCUAUAAUAAGUUUGAUGAUGAUCUCUACGAUAGAUUAAAUUAUGCUCAUACAGUUGUUAUACUAACAGUAUUUGCCAUUAUUGUAACAAAUAAGCAAUUUAGUGAAAAUCAAAUCAAAUGUUGGGUACCCGCUCAGUUUACCGGUAAUUAUGAGUCGUAUGUAAAUCAAAUAUGUUUUAUAACAAAUACCUAUAGUUUCGAUAUGCAUGAAAUGAUAUCUGACGAUGAUCAAUUACGUCAUGAACGUGAAUUAAAAUAUUAUCAAUGGACACCAUUUAUCUUAUUAUUAAUGGCCAUACUAUUUUAUGUUCCACAUCAAUUAUGGCGUGGUUUAAGUUUAAGAAGUGGUGUAGAUAUUAAAGAUUUAAUUGACGCAGCAUAUAAUUAUCGUUCAUCAACAACACGUCGAGAUGAUAGAAUUAAAUUAUUAGAUUAUAUUUGUAAUUGGUUAAAUGGUUAUUGUUCAAAUGGUUAUCGAAUAUCGAUACAUAGUGGACACAGUGUUCAACAGGAUUCAAAAAAGAAACAACAUCGUUUUUUACAUAUCAUUCGAAGAAUUAAACAUGUAUUAAAAUAUUUACUAUUUCCAGUUGGUAUUUAUACAGGAAAUUAUCUUGUUAUUAGUUAUUUAUUUAUUAAAUUUUUAUAUCUUCUUAAUUCAAUUGGACAAAUUCUUCUUUUAAACGCGUUACUUGGAAGACAAUUUUGGUAUUAUGGUGUUGAGUUAAUUCAUCGAUAUUUGACAAAACAGAUUGGACUUUUACAUACGGGUUCAGAAUAUUUUCCAAAAGUUGUUUUAUGUGACUUUAAUGUUCGUGAACCAAAUCAUCCAAAAGAGAGUCAUCGAUAUACAGUGCAAUGUGUACUUCCGUUUAAUCUGUUUAAUCAACAAAUAUUCACCUAUUUGUGGUUUUGGUUAGUUCUAUUGUCUCUAUUUAAUGGUGUAUCAAUAGUCAUCUGGUUAUAUCGUAUGUCACCAUUCAAUAAUCUUCAAUAUCUCGAACGUCGUUUACCAAAAUUAGAUGAAGCUGACAUUCGACGUGUAUUCGUCUAUCGAUAUUUACAAGGUGAUGGUACAUUUAUGUUACGUUUAAUUGCGUCGAAUGUUAGCGAUUAUGUGUGUAAUAAAGUUAUUGCCGAAGUUUAUAAAACAUUUAAAACUGCCUUUGAGUCCGGAACAAUUGAACAACAAACAAUCACAAAACGAUCAAAAACACCAGUUAAUGAGAAUAUAGAUGACAAUAACAAACAUAAACCUCAUUCGGAAGUCAAAAGUCAACACAAUUCUACAAACAACGACGAUGAUCAACAAACACGAGUAGAUCGACCUAUUUAUACACGAUCUGCAGGAUAUUUACCAACAGAAGGUGUGAAUGUUGAACAUCUUUCGUCGACAACUGAAGAUGAACAUGCAAUUUUGAAACCAUUACCAAUUAUAAGAACCGGAAAAUUAUCUAUUGAACGUAAUACGAUUGCUCCAGUGUUAUCGGCUUCAACAUCUCAUCCACCUUAUCUUAGUUCAUCGGAGUAUAGUGAUAAUUCUGAUAGUUUAGAUACAACAAAAGUCUCCUAUAGCAUCAUUCUACCACGAAAAGAGGAACAACAAUCUACUCCAAAACUGAGGCAACGAAACGAAACAUCGCUCAAACAAGAUGAAUUACAAACAGAUAAAUUGUCUCUAAAUAAAAUUCGUCGAAUGUCAGAUACUCAAAUAGAUAUUACUAGCAAGAAAAAUGUUGACUUUAAUAGUGAAACUAAACCAUCUAUUACUACCCCUACUCCAACCAUGAUACAACCUUUCCGUACAACGAUACCUACACCUUAUGCUACAACAUAUCUUCCAUUAAAAACAAAAAAUUUAUUAGUAGGCAGUGAGGCUGAAAUGCCUUACAUCGAUGAUAGUAUCGCCAGCUCGUCAUCUGCUCGAUCAACAACGUUAGCUUCUAGAAUUAGUAUGCCAGAAACUCAACGAAUCGUAUCAUUCUCAGGUUUGACACGUAGUCACGAUGUGUGA
Molecule: messenger RNA, 2058 nt
Organism: Didymodactylos carnosus
Lineage: Eukaryota; Metazoa; Rotifera; Eurotatoria; Philodinida; Philodinidae
Source: the annotation of a GenBank genome assembly